This is a messenger RNA of Papaver somniferum (opium poppy), 2733 nucleotides long. Its product is annotated as histidine kinase CKI1-like. Gene Ontology annotation, biological process: phosphorylation; signal transduction. Lineage: Eukaryota; Viridiplantae; Streptophyta; Magnoliopsida; Ranunculales; Papaveraceae. Gene Ontology annotation, cellular component: nucleus. Bases 1 to 2733 code for a protein of 910 amino acids. The transcript has 6 exons. Gene Ontology annotation, molecular function: phosphorelay sensor kinase activity. The record is from RefSeq and is a predicted model, not a curated record.
AUGUCCGAAAGAGCUGAACUUAAUGAUUAUGUUGCUAACUAUUUGCAAAAUCAAAUUUUGGCGGAGGUUCAAACAAUAUCUGGAUCUCUAAUUCCUAUCAAUUCAUCAACGAUGAGUUUAGCUAAUCUUUUAUCCCCUGACACGGCGACAUCUUUCUCUGAUAUCAGCGCAAUGGUUGCUCCAAAAUUGUUUCUCGUGUUCUCUGUUCUUCCUUUAUCACAGAUUUCUUACAUGCAACCAGAUGGUCAAUUCUUCUCCUAUUACACCGAAGAAAAUGAAACUUUUGCAUUGUAUUCGAAUACUUCAUUUGUUGAAACAAUGAUAGCUCCCAAUAUUCCGACUUCGUAUAACUGGUAUACUCAACCCGUAGACAGUAACACUGGUGUUCCAAAUGGGGACGCCAUAAGCUCGAGUGGGAAAGAAUUCUUUGUGAACUCAAGUUGGUUUCAAGAGGCAAUGAGCAAUAGUAAUACUUCUUAUGCAUUUGUAGGUACCGGAUGGGGAAAAAAUUUAGAACCGUUGUUUUUCUCAGCGGCUGGUACUAACGGAGGAGUAGUUUCUCUUGGCUUAUCAGUGAAUGAUUUUGCAGAUGCCAUCAGAAGUGUAAACACUCUAGAAGGAACCCUGUUCCUAGCUACAUAUGAUGACGGGCUUCUACUCGCACAUUCUGGGAAUCUUAAUGGAAGUAUGCAAAUCAUUAAUGGUACCGUUUCUUUUGAAUUUAAGAAUGACGUCGACUUAACAAGUGAAGUUGUUAACAUUUCAUGUCAAGCUGCUGAUAACUUAAUGAGAGAUAAUGAUAUAAUGAUUUACAAGGAAAGGUAUAUGUUUUUUUGUGCACCCCUUGAGAUAGCCGGCAUUCAAUCUGUAUCCGUAUUGGCUUUUCCACGCAAUGGAUUACUAAGACCAGUUUCUCAGAAUAACCCGGUUUCAUUUUGGUUAAUGGUGUUCACCGUCGUAUCUAUGUUUUUGUCGCCGUUAUUCUUUCUAGUCUUAAUCUGCAGAGGUGCUAAGAGAGAAAUGAUCCUCCAUGCAACACUUAUAAAGCAAAUGGAAGCAACACAACAAGCUGAAAGGAGGAGUAUGAACAAGACCAUGGCUUUUGCAAGUGCUAGCCAUGACAUUCGUGGUUCCAUUGCAACAAUUAUAGGUCUUGCAGAUUUAUGUCUUGCCGAUAUAUCCCCUCGAUCUAGCUUGAAAAAUAAUUUGUCACAGAUGAAAGCUUCUUCAUUGGACCUUCUUGAUUUGGUGAACUCUGUGCUUGAUUCAACUAAGAUUGAAGUUGGGAAGAUGCAACUUCGUGAGCAAGUUUUUGAUCUAGGACUAGUUAUCGAGGAAGCGGUGAAUUUUGUAUAUCCACAAGGUGUAGAAAAGGGAAUAGAUGUAGUGCUAGAUCCUUGUGAUGGCUCAAUAAUGAAAUCUUGUCUUGUUAUAGGUGAUCGUGGAAAACUAAAACAGAUAUUAAAUAACCUGCUUAGUAAUGCAGUGAAGUUUACAAUAGAAGGGCAUGUCAUUCUUCGUGUUUGGGUAAAGAAACAAAGUUCAACAACUGCAAUACACAUUCCAAGGGAGAUCGGAAUAUGGAAUUGUAUAUCCAGCCUAUUUUACGAGAAUAAAGAAGAAGCUUACAUCAAUGCACUUCAUACGGUUCAACAAAAUGAAAUUUUGGAAGUAAUAUUUGAGGUGGACGACACAGGAAAGGGUAUCCCAAAAGAAAAGCAAAUGUCUGUUUUUGAAAAUUUUGUUCAAGUUAAUCAUAACCAUGGAGGCACUGGCUUAGGACUUGGAAUCGUUCAGUCUCUGGUUCGUCUAAUGGGAGGCGAGAUCAACAUUGUCAACAAGGAACUCGGGGAAAGAGGUACAUGCUUUCGCUUCAAUAUAUUUCUUUCUAAAGGUGAAAACUUGGGUUCUCCUAUCACUACUGCAGUAAGAGAAAACAACACAAUACAUCAACUAUCAGGAAUAGAUCUGAGUCCCAUAAAACAAUGUUCGCAUGUUGUACUCUUGAUUCAUGGUUAUGAAAGAACAAAAAUCAUUCAGAACUUCGUGCAGAACCUAAAGAUCAAAGUUUCAGCAUUGAACCAUUUUGAGCAACUUCCAUUUACUUUGAAGAAGCUUAAGAGAAAUUUUAAUUAUCUUAGCCAUUUCAGCUCUUCUGGGAAGUCUGAGUUAAGUUUUGGACGUUUGAGUAAGUCUACAUCUCACAAUUCUAAUGUAUCCCCUCUUAUCGUGAAAACUAGCAUGGGAAAUUCAUCGCCAUUUAUUUUGAUUGUCAUUGAUGAUGGCGUGGAAUCUUUGUCAGAGGUAUGUUCAAUAGUUUCUGAGUUUAGCAAGGAAAUGCGUGAUUCUCAGUGCAAAGUUGUGGGAUUGACCUCUUCUUUUAGGAAGAGUAUGUUGCCUGACUUUUGUGAUCACAUUGUACAUAAACCGCUUCAUGGAUCCUGUCUAUAUGAGAUUCUAAGACUACUACCAGAAUUUGGAAGUUUUGGUGAGGAAACUUCUCAAGUUGAAAUGAUCAGUGCACAUGGAAAAGGUAAUAAUGAUAUUAGAUCAAAUGCAAGUUCCCCAAGGCUCCAACAAGUACUUUGUGAUAAACCACUGAGUGGAAAGAAAAUCUUGCUUGUUGAUGACGAAACACUCCCGCGUAAAAUUUCCUUCUAUAAUCUUACUCGUCUUGGUGCCAUGGUUGAGUGUUGUGCAAGCGGUGAGGAAGCGGGUACAAGGACCUUCUAA